AGGACAGCAGCUCCAUGUUAAAUUCAGAACGGCGGCUUCCAUUUAGCCUGUAGAUUUUCAAUACCUCUUAAUGGCUGCUAAUGAUGUUUGGCUUGCCUAUUCACUCAAAAGGGAUUAAGAAGUGGAGUGGGAGAGCUAUUAAACACCCAUAUGCUGGAUGGAAUGGCUUUACUGCGGGCAGGAAAACAGGGUGGCUCUCAGCGCGCUGCUGGUAGCUGCUCUGUAUUUAUAGAGCUCGGCAGGGGGGAGUCAUUUGGCAAAGUGCCUGCUCUUCGAUCGCCAGAUUUACAGGUCCCCUCCGAGACCCACGGGGGGCUGAAGAAGGGGGAUUUACGGCCUGUUCCCCAGCACUUCCUCCAGACAGCAGAGCACCCUCUCUGGCCCCCAUCUGCGUCUCUCACGCUUACCACUGCAGCCUGCUCUUUUUUCUUUUUUUUUCCUCUCUAUCUCUCAUUCCCUCAGUCACCCCCCUCCUCUCGUUCUCUCCCUCUCCCUCCCUCUCUCUCUCUCUCUCUUUCUCUCUCUCACGCUCUCUGUUCAACCUCUCGCUUCGCCUCUCUUGCUGGGUCAGACACACAGACAGCGGACUGCAGCCCCAGCCCUGACCUUGUCGUGUGGCGCUGCCAUCACACUGACAGCGUCUACCUGCCAGUUCUGCCACGUUGUGCGAAAAGAGAACGCGUGCCGAAGAGAGAGAGAGGAGGGGAGAGGCGGGGGAGGAAGAGCUGGUGGAGUGGAGGAGGAGGAGGAGGAGAGGGAGGUGGAGGGAGAAGAAGAAGAAGCAGAAGAAGAAGAAGAAGAAGAAGAAGAAGCAGGCAUUGGGAAGGAACACAAGAGCGAGAGGACUGGGAGAGAUAAGGAGUAGUUGUAGAUAGGUAGGCACAGAUGAGUUGCUCGGUGUGGGGCAGUCCACACUCUGCCUCUCUUCCUCUCUCACGUGGCGGAAGACUGGACUCUCUUCGGCAAACCCUCAAUGGACCUGAACUCCAACCUAGGGGGCGACAGGGAGCGGAUGACAGCCAACCAUGAGACAUAUCUCCUUAUGGCCAGCACCCAGAAUGACAUGGAGGAUUGGGUGAAGUCUAUCCGCAGGGUUAUCUGGGCACCCUUUGGGGGAGGGAUCUUUGGUCAGAAGCUUGAGGAGACGGUGAAGUAUGAGAAGCGUUACGGGAACAAGAUGGCCCCCAUGCUGGUUGAACAGUGUGUGGACUUCAUCCGGCAGUGGGGCCUUCAGGAGGAGGGCCUCUUCCGUCUGCCAGGCCAGGCCAACCUGGUGAAGGAGCUCCAGGAUGCAUUUGACUGCGGAGAGAAGCCCUCGUUUGAUUGUAAUACAGAUGUGCACACCGUGGCCUCUCUGCUGAAGCUUUAUCUCAGGGAGCUCCCUGAGCCAGUAAUCCCUUUCGCCAAGUAUGAGGAGUUCCUGGCCUGCACCAAGCUCCACAGCAAGGACCAGGACACCGGAAUGAAGGAACUAAAAACACAAGUUGAAAGUCUACCUCCUGUGAAUUACAACCUGCUGAAGUACAUAUGCAGGUUUCUAGAUGAAGUGCAGUCCUACUCUGGAGUGAAUAAAAUGAGUGUACAAAACCUGGCAACUGUCUUCGGGCCAAAUAUUUUACGGCCAAAGAUUGAGGACCCUGUGGCAAUAAUGGAAGGUACUGUUCUGGUGCAGCAGCUGAUGGCGGUGUUGAUCGGGGGGUAUGACGUGCUGUUCCCCCAAGAGGAGGGCGGUCCCACGGCGCUGGAGCUCUGCAACAACAACAACAACGAUCUGCGCAGGCCCACGGCCGGCCAGCUGCUCAACAAGGAGAACAACAACAGCCCUCCCGGCAACAGCGCUCCCAUCAGGCAGUGCGCCUGGGAGACGCCGGACUCCCCCCAGCGCUCGCCAAUGGACAACGGCUCCCCUCGCUCCGCCAGUCCCCGCAACGGCCUCGCCUCCACCGGCCGCUUCGACCUGACCCGCAGCCCCCCGCACACCCUCAAGAAGAACCCGGCCUUCAGCAAGGGCAGCGGCAUCGUCACCAACGGCUCCUUCAGCUCCUCCUCCACCUCCUCGGCGGAGACGGCGCAGGACAAGAGCCAGGCGCUGCUGCCCAGCUGUAGCUCCGGUCUGCAGCCGCGACGCAGCGGCGCCCUCAAGACCACCGGCACCAAGAUGGGCACCAGCGGGGGCGGGGGCGGCGGCGUGCGCAUGGGCGUGUCCAGCAGCGAGGUAGUGAACGGCAUGCUGAACGGGCGAGGGGGGCUGUGGCUGCCCAACGUGACGCUGCGGGAGGGCAAGGCGCGCGACGGCGAGCAGAACAGCCAGAACCGACUGUCCACCUACGACAACGUGCAGCUGCUGCAGACGCACGCGCACACGCAGUCGUCCUGCCUGAGCAGCAGCUGCGAGGACAAGCAGAGCGUGGACAGCGCCACCUGGUCCACGUCCUCCUGCGAGAUCUCGCUGCCGGACAACUCCACCUCCUGCCGCUCGUCCACCACCACCUGCCCCGAGCAGGACUUCUACGGGGCCCACUUUGAAGACGCCAUGCUGGACGGGCCCGAGCAGGAGGAGGGCGGCGGCGGCGGGCUGGCGCUGGUGGGCGAGCGGGUCAACAGCAGCGUGGGCAGCGGGAACGGCCGGGGCAGCCGCGGCACCAGCAGCAGCGACAACAGCGAGACGUUCGCCCCCAGCAGCAGCAUCAACGGGCCCAGCAACCACAGCGCCCUGCACAGCCUGGUGGCCAGCCUCAAGCAGGAGAUGCUCAAGCAGAAGACAGAGUACGAGGCACGGAUAAAGAGUCUUGAACAGCGUAACCUGGAGCUGGAGACUGAGAUGGUGAACCUUCAUGAGGAGCUGGACCAGGAGAGGAAGAAGUACACCAUGGUGGAGAUCAAACUGCGCAACGCUGAGCGGGCCAAAGAGGACGCCGAGAAGAGGAACGAGAUGCUUCAGAAAGAGAUGGAGCAGUUCUUCUCCACGUUCGGUGACCUCACCGCUGACCCCCGCCGGCCUGACCGGGCCAACACCAUCUGGAUCCAGUAGAAGUGUGGAGACAAUUGGACAGUACCAUCUGAACCCAAUAUUAGAGUGGUUCAAUCCUUUUUUUAAAGAAGGCGGCAGAAGGACAAUGCCACAUUUGCUCACCUUGGACAGAAGAGCGCGUUGUGACUGUUGCACUGUGGGAUACGCGUGGUCAGGUGGCUGGUUACCUGCCUGGCAGACUCUGAGCCUUAUGCUAUAGAGAGACUCCAAAGGAACUUUUCUGCGCAUAUUUCUUUGUGAUCCAAUCAAAACAUGUACGCCACAUCCUGUUACUGUCAAGUGUUGUCCUGUAUCUGCCUGUGUAUAUAGAGCAAAGCAAUGUUUCCGAAUGUCAAGAAGAAAUAUGUAUGUAAAAAUCAUUAAACUAAAGUAAUAUUUUAAUGUAUGUCUGGUAUUUAAACUGAGAAUUUAUGUUGCAGUACAAUUUUAUAUCAAGGCUUUUCCUUGCACUUAUGUUUUUUCAUUGUGGUACUGACAAGAACUUGGUGCUGGUUCUGUUUUUUCCUCUUGGUGUAUUGAUGGAGAUCAGUAACCCAAGGCUGUACUCUGUGUGCCCCUGAGCCCACCUUAUGACCAAAAACAGGAGAGAGAAAGCCUGUAAAUAUUUUAUAAAUCAUGGCACGUAUUUGGCCUUCAUUUGUUGUCUAUGCUGACAGGUGUUCAGUCGCUCCAAGCGAUAUUUUGCUUAAUAUUUGUUUUUGUUUUUGACGGUAAAGGUUUGGCUCAAAUGCAGAAACGUGUGUGAGGAAUGACAGUUUUACUGGAACAUCAUGAGCUGUUGUUAUCAGUGUCAAAGAAGCAAGUCCAUGUAUGUGGGGAACCAUGUGCUUUCUAGGGAUGUUUUGAAUUCCUCAACCCAACAGUUGAAGUCUGCUGUAGUGAAAUGCAUUCACCUGCAAUGAAAAUUAAAUUCUGUGAACAAUCCAUUUACAAA
Clupea harengus (Atlantic herring) is the source of this 3965-nucleotide messenger RNA. RefSeq names its product Rho GTPase activating protein 24 (gene arhgap24). Gene Ontology annotation, cellular component: focal adhesion. NCBI's taxonomy places the organism in Eukaryota, Metazoa, Chordata, Actinopteri, Clupeiformes, Clupeidae. Gene Ontology annotation, biological process: signal transduction; negative regulation of Rac protein signal transduction; activation of GTPase activity. Gene Ontology annotation, molecular function: GTPase activator activity. The record is from RefSeq and is a predicted model, not a curated record.